CGUUUAUGAAAAUGUGACAAUGUACAUGACGUAAAAUCAAAAAAUUAAUUUAUUUGGCUAGUGUUUAUAGAAUUUAUUCUAUACUAUGUUUUAAUUAAAAACUACAACUUAGUUAAUUAUAUAUAAAAUAUAUUAUCAACAUCAUGGCACGACACAGAGAUAUUAGAAAUAUGGACUAUUCAGAUGAUUAUGACGGUUACGACGAUGUUUAUGGACAUUCUAUGGAUGAUGAUUAUUUUAUAUCCCCAAGCAAUAAGCAGUUCAUUUAUAACAGAGACAUGUCACAGAGAAGUUCUGAAGGGGACAUUAAGGAAGAAGAUGAACAGGAGGCUGAAUUAUCAGAUGACGAUAGAGCCAAAUUAACUUCUUGUAUUGCUCAGAUUAAUAAAACCCUGGAGUCUGUUAACAUUUCUAGGAAUGAUUUAGUCAAUAUAAUAAUAAAAUCAAAGUUUGAUGUAGAGAAGUCUAUAAACACAAUCUUAGAAGACUCACAAUAUACAACAGCUACUGUUGAAAAAGUAGUUGCUCAGCCAGACAUAGUUCAAACUCCUCAGAUUGAACAGACGAAAGUGAUUUCUUCCACUCCGAAAACCGUUACCAACAUCACGAAGGGUUUUGAUCUGCCACAGAAAGGUAGCUUUACGCCUAGAUCUCAGUCUCCCGCUUCUGGGAAAGUUACACCUGUCAAUAACCAUACUUUAGAUUUUGGCGAGGAAGUCAAGCAAGCCAAAACCAGAGAUAGCAAGUUUGAUCCGCAGCAGCUGUACCAAAAGGAAAGGGGAGAUGAAAAGGAGCAUUUGUAUAUGGUUGUGAUUGGGCACGUGGAUGCUGGUAAGAGUACGUUGAUGGGCAGACUUCUUUGUGAAUUGGGACAGGUUAAUCAAAAGGUGAUGCACAAAUAUGAACAAGAAAGUAGAAAAUUAGGAAAACAAAGUUUUAUGUAUGCCUGGGUUUUAGACGAAACCGGAGAGGAACGUAAUCGUGGUAUAACAAUGGACGUUGGUCGAUUUCAGUUUGAAACCAAAACAAAGGCGGUAACACUGUUAGACGCACCUGGUCAUAAAGAUUUCAUUCCUAAUAUGAUCUCCGGAGCAGGUCAAGCCGACGUAGCUCUUUUGGUUGUUGAUGCGACUCGAGGCGAAUUCGAAUCCGGUUUCGAUCACGGAGGACAAACGCGAGAGCACGCUUUACUCGUACGAUCUCUCGGAGUAUCUCAACUGGCUGUAGCCAUCAACAAACUGGACACGGUUUCUUGGUCGCCAGAGAGAUUCAACGAAAUCUUAAAGAAAUUGAAGGCUUUCCUCAAGCAAGCUGGAUUCAAAGAGUCUGACGUCACGUUUGUACCUUGUAGUGGAUUGACUGGGCAGAACUUGGUCAAGAAACCUACAGAGAGUGAGCUGUUGCAGUGGUAUGAAGGGCCUUGUUUGUUGGACGUUAUAGAUAAAUUCCGUUCCCCAGAUAGGCCCAUUUCGAAGCCCUUUAGACUUUCAAUCAAUGAUGUGUUCAAGGGCACUGGUACUUCGUUCUGCGUCUCAGGAAGAAUCGAAACUGGUACAUUAAGCGUAGGCGACAAAGUUCUUGUAUGUCCCAACAGAGAAGCGGCCGUAGUAAAAUCUCUGGCGAUCGAAGAAGCCUCAAAAACGGUGGUUUUUGCAGGCGAUCAAGUCACCGUAGCGCUAUCUGGAGUAGAAAUGCAAAACGUCUCCGUCGGAAACAUUCUGUGUGAUCCUCAGAGUCCCGUUCAGGUCGCGUCGAAGUUUCUGGCCAGAAUAGUUGUUUUUAAUGUGACAGUACCUAUUACGAAAGGAUUCUCCGUGGUACUACACCAUCAAUCUUUAGUAGAACCAGUAAUUGUUAGUAAGCUGAUUUCGCAGUUGAAUAAAAGUACUGGAGAACUACUGAAGAAGCAUCCUAGAUUCUUAGGUAACAAUACAAGUGCCAUUGUCGAAAUACAAGUGUCUCGACCUAUAGCUCUUGAAUUAUAUAGCGAGUGUAAGGAAUUGGGAAGAGUCAUGCUGAGGAUUGGGGGUGUAACUAUUGCUGCUGGACUUAUUACACAAAUUAUAUUGUAAGUUUUAUUGAGUAAACAUUUUUACAUUA
Molecule: messenger RNA, 2100 nt
Organism: Diabrotica balteata
Lineage: Eukaryota; Metazoa; Arthropoda; Insecta; Coleoptera; Chrysomelidae
Source: the annotation of a GenBank genome assembly